This is a messenger RNA of Aspergillus calidoustus, 2223 nucleotides long. The record is from the annotation of a GenBank genome assembly. Lineage: Eukaryota; Fungi; Ascomycota; Eurotiomycetes; Eurotiales; Aspergillaceae.
AUGGCGCAGAAUGUCAACUUUCAACGCUCGGUAGAGUCCGUGAAAGGCGGCCAGGAACCCGCGCUGGCUGCCCGCGAGCUGCUCCGUGAGCUCACCGACGAGGAAAAGCUCUCCUUGCUCCAGGGCGACCCGAGCUUCUGGGAGGGCCUGUACAAACUGUACGCGGGAUACUACCUCCUCAACCCAUAUGUACACGGUGAGGUCAAACGGCUGGGUAUUCCGGGCAUUCGAUUCAGCGAUGGUCCGCGCGGCAUCAAUAUCAACAAGGCAACCGCCUUCCCGGUCUCGAUGGCGCGAGGAGCGACAUGGGACCCGAGCUUGGAAGAACAGGUCGGUCACGUCAUCGGCCUCGAGGGCCGUGCGUACAAGGCCAACACCGUUGGCAGCGUCUCGAUCAACCUGCCCCGUCACCCUGCGUGGGGCCGUGCCCAGGAGACAUACAGUGAAGAUCCGCUGCUGCUCGGAGAGUUUGGAGCGGCCCAUGUGCGUGGUCUGAAGCCAAACGUCAUGCCAUGUGUCAAGCAUCUCGCACUCAACUCGAUGGAGACCGCCCGGUUUCGUGUCAAUGUGACUGUGGACGAGGCUGCCCUGCAUGAAGUGUACCUGCCGCAUUUCCGGCGUGUUGUGGAGGAAGGCGCGCCUAUUAUCAUGUCGGCAUACAACUCUGUCAACGGCGAGUGGGCCAGUGAGAAUAAACACCUAAUGACCGACAUCUUGCGCAAUCAAUGGGGCUUCCAGGGCAUCGUCAUAUCCGAUUGGGUGUAUGGAGUGCAUGACGGCGUCAAGUCCAUCAAGGCCGGCCUUGACAUUGAAGCUCCCUUCCAGAAUCUCCGAGCGGCCUCUGUGCGCCCAGCCCUCGAGUCCGGGGAGCUCAGCUGGACAGAGAUCGACCAGGCCGCCCAUCGGAUCCUGACCACGCAACUGCUUCACUAUGCCAGGCGCAAUCCAGAGGAACCAACCACCGACAUGGUUUUCAAUCAGCGCGCGCGCGAGCUCGCCCGCGAAGUCGCCUCAAAGUCGGUGGUACUGCUCAAGAACACUCCUGUCAAUGCUGAAAAGCUACUACCAUUGCCGGAAAGGAUAGAAAGCCUCGCAAUUAUUGGCCGCCUGGCCACAUCGCGCCACACUGGGGAUCGGGCGUCGUCCUUGGUAACCUGCCCCAAGGUGAUCUCCCCAUAUGACGGGAUCAGGAUGGCUCUGCCCCAUGUAAAGCUUCUGCUUUCCGACUCUGAUGAUGAGGAAGCUGCUGGUGACGCCGCAACCAAGGCGGAUGCGGUUGUCUUGAUCGUUGGGUAUGAUGGAGAGGACGAGGGUGAGUUCUUGCGACCAUCGAAGGACACGGAUCCCAUUGCCCAGGCCUUGUUACCAGCGCCCGAUAAUUCAUACUGGUCGCGGCGGGUUCAGGCCGCCAGGAAGGCCGCAGUCUCCGAGUCCACGUCAACCCCAGGGGAGCCAGAAGGCCUCAAGUCAAGACCUACCGGGGGUGACCGACGUUCGGUGCGACUUCGAGAUGAGGAUGUGCGGCUGAUACACGCUGUGGCGACUGUCAACCCUCGAGUCAUCGUCUCGGUCGUCACUGGAGGUGCAAUCAUCGCCGAGGAGUGGAGAUUCAAGGUUCCAGCUUUGCUGGUGAGCUGGUACAAUGGCUGCCAAGGUGGGAGGGCACUGGCGGACGUCCUGACGGGUGCAGUGAACCCGAGUGGGCAUCUACCAUGGAGCAUGCCGCGCAGCGAGGCCGAUCUACCUGCCUUUGACCCCGACGCAAAUGAAAUCACCUACACCAAGUGGGUGGGACAGCGUCUGCUGGACCGCCGAGGAGUGACGGCCGCAUACCCGCUCGGAUUUGGCCUGUCCUACACCCAGUUUGCCGUCGCAAGGGCAGUCAUCGGAGGGGCACAUACCAAGGGAAUCCGACUGCAAGUUCAGGUGCAGAAUACCGGCGAGCGAGCGGGUCGAUGCGUUGUGCAAGUGUAUGGACGCCCCCAGUUCCGCACCAAAGCAGACGAUUUCCCCACGCGGGUGUUGGCCGGGUUCCAGGCUGUUGAGCUGCGCGCCCACGAGACGAAAUCGAUCGAGGUCGUUGCGGCCUUUGCACCGUUCCAGCGGUGGGUGAAGGGGAACCUGGUAUGGGAUGUGACGCAGGUUGACCUGGAGGUUGGUCAAUUUGCGGGAGACUGUGACGCAGUCAGCGUGGUCUAUCGCCCAUCGCGUUCACGGAUGUGA